Molecule: messenger RNA, 563 nt
Organism: Monomorium pharaonis (pharaoh ant)
Lineage: Eukaryota; Metazoa; Arthropoda; Insecta; Hymenoptera; Formicidae
Gene: l(2)37Cg
Product: probable DNA-directed RNA polymerases I and III subunit RPAC2
Exons: 3
Coding region: 111-437 (108 amino acids)
Biological process (GO): DNA-templated transcription
Cellular component (GO): RNA polymerase III complex; RNA polymerase I complex
Molecular function (GO): DNA-directed RNA polymerase activity; protein dimerization activity
Source: RefSeq, a predicted model, not a curated record
CUGGAUUAAUACUCGAAUUGCUCGAUUUUCGCUAACUCAGCUCAGGUUAGGAUACCGACAGUGCGAUUUAAAAUUACGACGCACGUGAAACGUGAACGGCACGAAUCGCGAUGGACGCGACGGAGAAGCGUCUCUCGAGGUUACCGGGAAACCACGGGGAUGCGUACGGAACCUUCGUCUUCGCCGACGAGGGACAUACUCUGGGAAAUGCGCUUGCCUCCGUGAUAAGUGACUACCCCGGCGUGAAGAUAUGUGGUCACACUGUGCCGCAUCCGGCAGAGAAGAGGGUACAUCUGAACAUCCAGACGACCGGUGAAAAUGUGAUCGACGUGUUGAAACGGGGCCUCGAAGAUCUCGAAAAAAUAUGCGAUCACACACUCGAGACGUUUGACAGGGCCUAUGAGAAGCACAAAGCUUCGCAAGACGUCUCUACAUAACGUCGCGUGUCAUCUUUUAAACUCCUAAUAUGUUGCAAAUAAGUUUAUUACUCGAAUAAAUAAUUAAAAUUUGCGUAUGUUAAGAGCAUAGAGUUUAAGCUUUUCAAUAAAAGAAAUUAAAGGAUG